Poecilia latipinna (sailfin molly) is the source of this 1076-nucleotide messenger RNA. Its product is annotated as endonuclease domain-containing 1 protein-like. The coding region runs from base 141 to 1076 and encodes 311 amino acids. Gene Ontology annotation, molecular function: metal ion binding; nucleic acid binding; hydrolase activity. The record is from RefSeq and is a predicted model, not a curated record. The transcript is spliced from 2 exons. Lineage: Eukaryota; Metazoa; Chordata; Actinopteri; Cyprinodontiformes; Poeciliidae.
CAAUCAUCAACGUUUCAGCUCUAUAUAAAGCCUCUGUCUGAGAGAGACAUUAAUUUAAAGCUUUCGAAGAGGAAGCAUAUCGGCGGAUCGUUCAUCUCUCUCCAACAGAUCCGUCUCAUUUGACCUGAUUGUUCCACAGGAUGCCUCAGAGGAACCUCCUGUCGUCCUCCACAGCAGCCCUGCUCUUCCUCCUGCCCUGGUUUGGUGGUCUGACUGUCGGAGAGGUCAGCAACAACUUCCAUGAGUGCCUUGACUUCUUCUAUAAAAGAACUCCUCCAAGGGGUCUUGAGAGAGCAGAGUACCAGCCAAUAUGCCAGCGCUACAAGAACAAAUAUCACUUUGCCAGCCUGUAUCGCCGUCAGCAUCGGGCUCCUUUGUUCUCCGCCUACAAACUGAGUCCUGCAGACGGGAGGCGACCUAAAAACAUUUGGAUGUAUGAACCACAGUUGACGUUUUCCGGUGCCAGUCCUGAAAUGAGACGUUUUAAUAAAAUCGUUGACCAGAACGUGGUUGAAAGCCAAGCGGACCUCCAAGACUACAGGAACUCCAACUUCUCCAAAGGACACCUCUGUCCCAGUUUGCACCAGGGGACGAUGGAAGACAGAAAAUCCACCUUUACUCUGACAAACAUAGUGCCUCAGCAGAUCGGCUCCAACUCUGGCCCAUGGAGCACACUGGAGAACGAGGUGUUGGAGAGGUACAAGAACUUCUGCAUCGGGGAAAUGUACGUAAUCACUGGUGCCAUGCCUUACGAAUCAGAGACACGCUGGAUCAACAACAGAGUGUCUGUUCCUGAGUACAUGUGGUCUGCUUACUGCUGCCCCAAAUUCAAAGCGAACCUCCCCACGGGGAUGAAGCAGCUCUUUCCUACAUAUGCUGCAGUGGGAAGAAAUGAUCCCAGCAGCGGACAGGAGAUUGUGCCUGUUAACAAUACAGUGAAGCCUUCUAUACGAGGCUAUGAUGUGAGGCAGAUGACCUUGCAGACUUUGGAGGGCAUCCUGUCUCAGAGGCUGGAUGUGUUUGUCACCCUGUUUGAUGAGAAAUGUCAAAACCCUUAUAUAAAAUCCUUUAUAUGA